AAUCAGUUAAAAAAAUGAUGAACAAAUCAAUGGUCUUGUCAAAAAGUGUUAAAAUGUGUAACAAAAAAGAAAAAUUAGUAAAUUAACAAAACUCCACAAUAAAAUUAAAAAAAUGCUAAAAUAAACGAAAAUAUCAUAUUAAAGUGCAAUAGUUUAGAGUGAGACCAUUUUGAAAAUGCAUUGGUAUUAUAACCUUUUAGUUAGGAGACCCUAUUUAAUGGUAAUUGCAAUAGCCGUUUUAUGUGUGGCAUGUAUAAUAGUUUCGUUAACCUCGAAUUCAUUACCCGAUUUUACAGAUCCUACAUUGGGUUUUGAAGCCCGAGGUACAAAUCUUGGUAAAAGGCUAAUAGCGUGGAAUAAUCUAAUAAAAGAAAAUGAAUUGGUUUCAAACCCAAAUGAUUUACCUUAUUAUCAAGAUAAUUGGUACGAUCAUAUUAGUAACUCUCAUCAUAAAAAACAUAAACAUCGUAACCAUAAAAACUGUAAACAAAAGAAGCGACGUAAACAAAAAAUCCACAAGAAGAAAAAUAAUAAUGGUAUGAAUGGAAAAGAUAAUAUUCAUAAUUCAUUACAAUAUGUAAAUCAAGUUGACACUACUUAUAAUAAUGAGAAUUCAUCUCAGUGGAAUGUUAAUAAUGGCAUAUUUCGUGAUUACGAGAUUACAAACGAAACUUGGUCUUCCAUGGAGAUGCUAAAUAGAAGCGAGCAUUUUGAGUAUGGAAAAAACACAACAUUUGUUGAUGAAGAUUAUCAUCGGCAGAGAAUACAAACUGAAAAAAUUACUUGGCAAAAUUUAAAGCAGGCAUCAUUAUCUCGAUCAAAAAGUGAUGGGAUACAUAUGGCUGCAGGUUAUUUUUGCGAUUCUCCGGGAAAUAUGUAUGCUCAUUUUGUUGUUGAAAGAAUUGGGCCCAAUGCUACUGAUUCUCUCUUUGAUUUGAAUGCUUUGUUUGGAAUGUGUGAGUUGCAAGAACAAAUAACUUCGGUGACAGACUAUAGUGAUUAUUGUGAAAUAGAAAGAGAUACAAAUAAUUGCUGCCGUCCUUGGUCAUUACCGAAUUAUGCAGCGCUUUCAGUGAAUAAAAGUUCCUGUUUUGAUUUAACGAAUGAAGAUGUCGUUAUGUUAAAAAACUUGUUGGUUGUGUGUUUUGAUUAUUAUGACUUAAAAUUAAAUAAUGAUUGUAAUGAAUAUAACUCAUGUCCUGCUGAAUGCACUCCUACAGUAUAUGAGAUAUUGCAUUAUUUGACUGAUCAUAAUUUUAUAAAGGCAAAUGAUUCAGCAAUAUUUUUAAAAUAUGCUAUGAUCUUUGUUCCUGUGGUGGAGACUACAAGAACAUUAAAUUUAUUUAAAGAGUGGGAAGUAGCAAAUAUGAAAAAUGAUAUAGUGCAUGUAGUUGCUAUGGACUCUGGUCUUGAGAAUGAAAUUUUCAACGAAAGAUUAUUAACAGAUACCUGGCUUGUUGCUUUGGGUGCUGUUUUUGUCACCACUUGCAUAUGGUUAUACACAACAUCAAUAUUUGUGACUGUAAUGAUUUGCUUGGCAGUAUUAUUUUCAUUAGGUUUAGCUUAUUUUAUGUAUACUAUUGUAUUGGAAAUGCCGUUCUUUCCUUAUAUGAACUUACUUGCUGUGGUUGUGAUAAUUGGAAUCGGUGCUGAUAAUGCUUUCAUUUAUAUAAAAAUCUGGCAAUGUGUCCUUGCUGAACGAUUUACUAAAUCGACAAUAACAGCACAUUCGCUAUCAACAGUUGAAGUGGAAUAUACAGAAACAUUGCAAAAUUUAAUAGCUCUCACAUUAAGACAUUCGGCCCCAUCUAUGCUUGUUACUUCUUUAACAACAUCUGGAGCCUUUUUUGCUGCAUACACAAGUUCCAUAACUGCAAUUAAAUGUUUUGGUGUAUUUGCUGGUACAGUUGUUGUUGCUAAUUACAUCCUAAUGGUAACCUGGCUACCAGCUUCUGUAUCGAUUAUGGAGCGAAUGUCAGGCCUCUCAACUUGUAGUAAACUGCAAGUACAAAAACUGUUUCUAUUAUUUAAUAAAUCUUUAAGUAAAUUUUGCAAUGCCUUUGAAAAAUAUAUAACUGAAGCUGUGACAAAUUAUGCAUGGGUGUGGAUAAUUUUAUUUUCUCUCAUUGGUAUCUGCAGCAGUGUAGUUGUGAUUUAUUGGCCUGGCAUACAGUUGCCAGAGAGUAGUCACUUCCAAUUGCUAGCAAGUAAACAUCCAUUUGAAAUAUAUAACUCAAAAUUAAAAAAUGAAUUUUGGUUCGAAAAGUCUGUAACGUCAUACGAAAAUUUUAAAUUUCCUAUGCGUUUUGUUUGGGGCGUACAACCUGUUGAUGACGGUGACUAUACAAAUCCAUUUUCCUACGGAAAUUUACACUAUGACAAUAAUUUUAAUAUAUCAACGAAAGCUGCUCAAGUUUGGUUGUUGGAGUUUUGUGAAGAUUUAAAACGCCAGCCAUUUUAUAAACUUACUUUUAAUUUUCUUUAUCCAUAUUGUUUUAUGGAAAAGUUUGUAACAUAUAUGGAACAAACGUGCAUCGAUAGUAUGGUAGAAACUAAUCGAACUCCGUGCUGUGAAACUUCAAAAUUUCCUUAUGAACCUCAUGUGUUUGAUCAGUGUUUACCACAAAGCAUAUCAUAUUUAUAUGCCACUCGAUUUUUUAUACCUGGUGUUGCUGGUCCAAGAUUUCUAGCGCCCAAAAAUAUUUUAAAAAGUACUUUUAAUAACAAUGAUUGUAUAGAUAAUACAAUGAACUUUAAUGUAAAUCCACCCAUUGUAAAAGCUAUUGUAAUUGAAUUUGAAUCAAAUGUCUCGUAUACAACAGUUUUUCACGAUGUCCAAAAAUUUGUAAAUGCUGUUGAAAACUGGUUUCAGAACCAGUUAAUUACAGCACCAUUAGAGCUUAAAGGUGGUUGGUUUAUAUCUGAAUUGAAAUUCUAUGAUGUGCAGGAAACACUUGCGAGUAGUACAGUAGUUGCCAUAAUCGUUGCAAUGAGUAUAUCAUUAAUAAUAUUAUUAUUUGUGACACUGAAUGUACUGAUAUCAUUUUAUGCGAUCAUAACAGUGUCGUUGACAAUUUUUACAACCGUGGCUAUAACGAUUUUAAUGGGCUGGAAGCUGAAUGUGUUAGAAAGUGUAACUGUAACAACUGCUAUUGGGUUAGCUGUCGAUUUUAGUUUACAUUACGGAAUACAUUAUCGUAUGUCUCCAACAAGUGAACGCAUUGCUGCUACGAAGUUCGCUUUGACACGAAUAAUUAGUCCGACAGUAAUGGCUGCAAUUACCACUGCAAUAGCUGGAUCAUUAAUGUUAUUCUCUAAUGUUUUACCAUACAUACAGAUUGGUUUAUUUUUGAUUAUUGUGAUGACUGUUAGUUGGUUAUAUUCAACUUUUUUUCUUAUGAGCUUAUUAAAAGUAGCUGGACCGCAAUAUGGUUUUAUGCAAUUUAGUUAUCCAAUAUUUAGAAAACGGCCCACCACGAAUGGCAUAAAAUACUAUGACAGAAAACAAAGCCAUAUUGUCGUGACAGAACAAUUACUAACACCAUCAAGUUCAGCUAUUGGAGAACUUAUUAAUUCUGAAACACAUGAAUUGGAGUCUCUAACAUCGAGUUCACUAAUAAAGACAAUUUCUGGAACAGAAUGCUUACACACUUUACCUCCCGAAUUUGAGCAUUCAUUUCAAUUAAAAAGCAACAAGUUCGGUAAUGUACAAGGUGGAACAGAAAAAAUGCCACUCAAUAGUACUUUGACUGCUAAUAUUACAAUUGAGCUAUGCCCAACAACAGAUACCAAAUAAAUUUGAAACUGUUCAAUUAUAUAUAAA
Teleopsis dalmanni is the source of this 3823-nucleotide messenger RNA. RefSeq names its product protein dispatched (gene disp). The record is from RefSeq and is a predicted model, not a curated record. Lineage: Eukaryota; Metazoa; Arthropoda; Insecta; Diptera; Diopsidae. Bases 176 to 3796 code for a protein of 1206 amino acids. The transcript has 11 exons.